AUGAUGUUUGAUGAGUGGAAAGAAACUCAACAUACUCUUCUUAAUAAGCUGGUUUCGGACGUUGCUGAUAUAAAGAAGCAAAAUAAAGAUAUUAUCAGAAGUAACGAAGAAAUUGAAAAGUCUAUGUCCAUGAUAAAUUGCAUGUACGAGGAAAUGAAGAAAAAAGUUGAAACUCUUGAAGCGGAUCGCAAACAAAGUUUACUGCAUAUAGCAUCCCUUGAAUCAAAACUUGAAGAUAUGCAGAGGGUUUCGAAGGCAUCAUGCUUUGAGAUUAGAAAUGUUCCAUUUCCGGAAAACCAUGAAUCUAAAGCUGAACUAAGUGAUAUCGUUCAUAAAACUGGGAAAGCGCUACAAGUAGCCGUUGAUAAGACAAAUAUAAGAGACGUAUAUCGGUUAAAUGGAAAAUCCGGCAAGGGCACAAUUAUAGCCGAAUUAACUUCUGUUGUUUUGAAGAAUGAUGUGAUGAAAGCUGCAAAAGCGCACAACAAGCAACACUCUGACAGGCGUCUCUGUGCUGCAGAUAUAGGCUAUAAAGGGCUGAAUACACCAGUUUAUAUUUCUGAAGCUCUGACAAACAAAGCGCGAAGACUCUUCUUCCUUGCCAGAGACUUUGCUAAAAACCAGGGCUACAAGUUUUGCUGGACAAGUAAUGGAAGAGUUUUUCUUCGUAAGACGCCAGACUCACCACAUAUUGAAAUAAAAGAAGAAUCACAACUUAUGUCAAUGAGUACUCCUAAAUGA
Molecule: messenger RNA, 741 nt
Organism: Plutella xylostella (diamondback moth)
Lineage: Eukaryota; Metazoa; Arthropoda; Insecta; Lepidoptera; Plutellidae
Source: RefSeq, a predicted model, not a curated record